Molecule: messenger RNA, 1182 nt
Organism: Talaromyces amestolkiae
Lineage: Eukaryota; Fungi; Ascomycota; Eurotiomycetes; Eurotiales; Trichocomaceae
Exons: 4
Coding region: 1-1182 (393 amino acids)
Biological process (GO): protein N-linked glycosylation
Cellular component (GO): Golgi membrane
Molecular function (GO): glycosyltransferase activity
Source: RefSeq, a predicted model, not a curated record
AUGUCUGCUAUGUCGCGCAAAGCGGAGUCGUUUGAUUUCAUGUUUCCAACACCCGAACGAAGGCGCAGACUGCCUGCAAAUUGUCGAUGGCCGUUAUCCAUCGCCCUCGUGGCCGUCACACUGGCUGUCAUUUUCUUCGCAUAUCAUAAUACGUCUCUGAGCGAUUCGAAUAUUCUAUCGGGCUAUUCUCUCGAAGAAAUAAAGCCAUCCUCGGAUGCCCAUCAUGGUGGCGACCUGAACCGCCUAGUUGCGCAACUCUACAAACCGUUCCUGCACCCCAUCGACGCUGAAGUGUUUAUCGGUGAGAAUGAGGUCGAAUACAAAAUCGCCCAGAACCCACCUCGAUUCACAGAGUCGCUGGGGCGAAAGGUCCUGUUGCUCGAUGUUGAUACUCGGGCGUUGAAUGGGGAGGGUGGUAUGAUGAAUGAGCACAUUGAUUAUCAUGCUCUUUCGCCGCAUACUGCCGGCAUGUUGAGCCACUACCUAUAUGCAAUGAUCCACGGCUACGACUACAAAUUCAUCCAAGCCCCCUCCUACACUGACCGACACCAGACAUGGGUCAAAGUACCCAUGAUCCGCGAAGCGCUCAAAACAUACGACUAUGUCGUAUUCAUGGACGCCGAUGCCGUCUUCCACUACCACCACCUCCCCCUCGAAUGGCUCUUCAACCACUGGAACAUCACCGACCAGACCAUGCUCGCCAUGGCGCUCGACCCGAAGGCAGACUUCAACCUCGACGAGCGCGGAAACGUCAACCUUAACACAGGCUUCAUCAUCGCACAGGCCAGCGAGCGUACCACCCAAAUGUUUAACGUUUGGGAAGACUGCGUAACCGACGAGAAAUACGCUAACUGCUCUAAAUGGCGGUACGAAUGGAGCCACGAACAAGCCGCGUUCAGCAACUACCUUCGCUAUGAAUACACGCGGCCCAACGAGGUCAUUUCCCUACCCUGUGCGGAAGCGAAUGGAUACCCUAGCAAAGCUGAGCUGGGCUGCACGGGCGAGUUUGUGCGUCAUUACUGGCUAGACAAGGGCGCCACUGUCAGCGCGUUGCAGGAUGCUGUUACACAGUAUGCGGCGUUGAGGUUGCACGAUCAGUUCCAUAGGCAUAUGGAUCAUACCCUUGUCAAUGCGACAGGUACGACUUUGCCGUUGAAAGAUGGAGAGACGGUUGCCGUAUAA